AUCAUGGGACUCACACAGGACCCCGACUUCACAAAGCUGCAGGACUGGUACACAGCCCACGCCCUGAACCUCAACAUAAGGCAUAUGUUUGAGACUGACAAGGAGAGAUUCAACAAGCUCAACCUGAGAUUGAAAACGGAGGAUGGGGACAUUCUUCUGGAUUACUCCAAGAAUCUCAUCACUGAUGAUGUCAUGAAGAUGCUGGUUGAUCUGGCCAAGUCGAGAGGCAUUGAAGCUGCCAGGGAGAAGAUGUUCGCUGGAGAGAAGAUCAACUUCACUGAGGGCCGCGCCGUGCUCCACGUGGCUCUAAGGAACCGCUCCAACACCCCCGUCAUGGUGGAUGGCAAGGACGUGAUGCCAGACGUCAACCGAGUUCUCGAGAAGAUGAAGGGCUUCUGUCAUAGAGUUCGCAGCGGCGAGUGGAAGGGCUUCACGGGAAAGGCCAUGACCGACGUCGUCAAUGUCGGCAUCGGAGGAUCUGACCUUGGCCCGCUGAUGGUGACCGAGGCCCUGAAACCGUACUCGAAGGGUGGGCCGCGUGUGUGGUUUGUGUCAAAUAUUGAUGGCACGCACAUCGCCAAAACCCUGGCACAGCUAAAUGCUGAGACAACCCUCUUCAUCAUCGCAUCCAAGACAUUCACCACCCAAGAGACCAUAACCAACGCUGAGUCAGCGAAAGCAUGGUUCCUUGAACAUGCCAAAGAUGAAACUGCCGUUGCCAAGCACUUUGUGGCCCUUUCCACAAACGGACCCAAAGUGAAGGACUUCGGCAUCGACACAGAGAACAUGUUUGAGUUCUGGGAUUGGGUUGGUGGUCGUUUCUCCUUGUGGUCUGCUAUUGGAAUGGCCAUUGCCCUGCACAUUGGAUACGACAACUAUGAAAAGCUUCUUUCAGGAGCUCAUUGGAUGGACAACCACUUCCGCACCGCUCCUCUGGAUAAGAACGCUCCCGUCCUGCUGGCUCUUCUGGGCGUCUGGUACGUCAACUUCUUCCACGCGGAGACCCACGCCAUGCUGCCCUACGACCAGUACAUGCACCGCUUCACUGCCUACUUCCAACAGGGUGACAUGGAGUCAAAUGGAAAGUACAUCACUAAAGACGGAGCGCGUGUCAACUACCACACUGGGCCGAUAGUGUGGGGAGAGCCAGGAACCAAUGGACAGCAUGCCUUCUACCAGCUCAUCCAUCAAGGAACACGCAUGGUGCCAUGUGACUUCCUGAUCCCAGCUCAGUCACAGCAUCCCAUCAGAGACAACCUGCACCACAAGAUCCUGAUGGCCAACUUCCUGGCCCAGACAGAAGCUCUGAUGAAGGGUAAGACCACAGAGGAGGCCAAGAAGGAGCUGGAGGCCAGCGGCCUGAGUGGAGAGGCUCUGGAGAAAAUCCUGCCUCACAAAGUAUUCCAAGGAAACAGGCCAACCAACUCAAUCAUCUUCAAGAAACUGAGCCCGUACACACUUGGAGCACUUAUAGCAAUGUAUGAGCACAAGAUCUUCAUUCAGGGUGUCAUGUGGGAGAUCAACAGCUUUGACCAGUGGGGGGUGGAACUGGGCAAACAGCUCGCCAAGAAGAUCGAGGCUGAGCUCAAGGACAGCGCAGAGGUCCACUCCCACGACUCCUCCACCAACGGCCUCAUCAACUUCCUAAAGAGUAACUUUGCCUGA
Molecule: messenger RNA, 1665 nt
Organism: Cyclopterus lumpus (lumpfish)
Lineage: Eukaryota; Metazoa; Chordata; Actinopteri; Perciformes; Cyclopteridae
Gene: gpib
Product: glucose-6-phosphate isomerase b
Exons: 18
Coding region: 4-1665 (553 amino acids)
Biological process (GO): glucose 6-phosphate metabolic process; glycolytic process; gluconeogenesis
Cellular component (GO): cytosol
Molecular function (GO): carbohydrate derivative binding; glucose-6-phosphate isomerase activity; monosaccharide binding
Source: RefSeq, a predicted model, not a curated record